AUGCGGCUGUCGGCCCACGGAGCCAAGAACGUCCACCGAUUAUUGCUGAUGUUCCUCCUCGUGGACCAGGGAGUCAUGAGCGACUUCUUCCUCCUCAGCACUCAGGAAGGAAUCUUCGGACGCAUCCAGUCCAUCUCGCUCGGCUACAACUUGGCAGGUCUUAUGUCCAUGGUGUUUGAGAUGAUGGAGACGAUGAACUGGAUGAACGAGAAGCUGCGGUGUCAGGUAAAGCGACUGCUAUUCAACUACGAGACGGUCCUGAUUGGUGAGUUCAUCACUGCAGCAGUUCUGCAGCAAUACCUGAUAUCGCUGAGCCGAUCUCAACUCAAGGACACACAGCCGGCGGCAGAAGUGGUGUCAUACUAUUUAAUGGGGCCAGUCGGGCACAUCGUGCUUGCCUUGGGUUGUCUUACGAUCAUUGUGUUCACCAGAGCAAUUGGUGCUGUCGCAUUCGCAAGGUGGAGGUUCGGUACGAUUCAAGUGUUGGCGAAGACUUGCAGUGUGGACGCUGCAUUGGGAGCGCGCAGUAAGUUGGUGCUUUUGCACGGAUACGUCUGGGAGAAUGGCGAGCUGUACUACAGCCCGCGCUCGUUGAAAGCGCUCGGGGUCUUAAAGGCAGUCGAAGCUGACGGGAGGGAGUUGUUCGUGCACACGACGCUGCACUGGGUAUCGACUCCUCACAACAAUCUUACCGUACUGGGGACUGGGGAAGACAGAAGAGUAAAACCGACUACGGAAUGUCCAUGUUCUAGUAUCAUCACUUUCUUUGAUCGAGAGCUAGGCGGGAAUGCUGUGGACGCCGAAUGUUACAUUGGAGGCACCUUGCUCCCCCAAACAAAUGGCGAUGGCCGCUGGUGUUGCGGUAAACGUCAAAGCGAGCGGGUUUGCUGCUCACCAGAAGCCACAUCAGGACCAACACAAAUAAAGAUUCGAGUCCGUACUUUGUAG
Molecule: messenger RNA, 948 nt
Organism: Phytophthora sojae
Lineage: Eukaryota; Oomycota; Peronosporomycetes; Peronosporales; Peronosporaceae
Exons: 1
Coding region: 1-948 (315 amino acids)
Source: RefSeq, a predicted model, not a curated record